AUGGCCGCCAGAACGUCGUCGAGCCAGCGCGCUUGGCUCCCUCGAUGUCGAUGCUCAGACUCCCUCCAGAGAUUCGCCGGCGGGGUGCCGUACAUCACGUUCACCAUCUCCUUUGGAUUGCUGGUCGACAUGGCCGCAUAUGGGCUCAUGGUCCCCGUUCUCCCCUUCCGGCUCGAAUCGAUCGGCUACCACAACAUCCCCGCCAAGUCCUCGUACCUGAUUGCCGCUUUCGCACUCGGGUUGAUCGUCUCAUCAGUCCCCAUCGGCAUCUUCGGGGAAGUCGUCAAAGCACGCAAGACGCCACUGCUCUUCUGUCUGGUUUUUCUAGCUGCCAGCUUGAUCCUGUUCUGGCUUUCCUCGUCGUUUGUCGUCCUGAUCAUCGCACGACUUCUGCAAGGCGUCAGGUGA
This is a messenger RNA of Puccinia triticina, 408 nucleotides long. RefSeq lists its product as uncharacterized. NCBI's taxonomy places the organism in Eukaryota, Fungi, Basidiomycota, Pucciniomycetes, Pucciniales, Pucciniaceae. The transcript is spliced from 4 exons. The record is from RefSeq and is a predicted model, not a curated record. Gene Ontology annotation, molecular function: transmembrane transporter activity. Gene Ontology annotation, biological process: transmembrane transport. Bases 1 to 408 code for a protein of 135 amino acids.